AUAACAAUGCUCUAUUUUCAAACACAACACAUUGUCGCGGCAUAAUUAUUUUUUUAAACAAACACUGAAAUUUAUUUAAAAAUGUCUUUGGUCCUUUCGCGAGUCGAUUAUGUUACAAUUGGCGUAACUUCCCGCGGAACAACUAAAGUUUUGCCUUCUACGGAUUCAAAAUCAACUCAGAAGUUCGUUGUCGGUGAUAAUGACGGCAUUCUUUAUAUUUACGGAAUAAAGAAAGGAGAAUUGCAAUUAGUUUUUAAAUCUUUACCGGGAGCAAAAAUCGAAAAAGUUUCUCUGGGUGGUACUGCUGAGACUCCAAGAGAUAAAAUAUUUAUUGCGUAUGGAAAUUCUGUAAAGGGAUUUACCAGAAAAGGAAAAAUGUUUUUAGAAUUCGAUACAAGUCUCGUAGAUUCGAUAACUGCUAUGUAUGUUUUAGGGUCUGAUUUGGCUGCAUGCUCACGAGAUCUUUAUCAUAGAUAUCAAAAUUGUAAGGAUGCUGAUUCCUAUUUAGUGGGAGAAGUGAUAAAUGAUGUUAUAUUAAUUACAAUUGACAGCUCUUCUGUGUUAGCAAUUCUCGCUUGUAGUGACCGUGCAAUUAGAGUAUUAUCUGGAACAAAAAAACCGACGGUCUUAAGACUUCCAAGUGUCCCAACAGUCCUUGCGUUAUGUAGAGGAGAUAAAAAAGAAUCAAGUGAUCGAAUAUUAAUUGGCACACAAGAUGGAAAAAUAGGACUUUUAAAAAUUCUAACUGACAAAACAUUUCGAAUUACAUGGCUCAUUACUUCAAGUGGUUCAGAAAUAACUUCUUUGGAUACUUAUGAACUCGAUGAUACUCCUGAUAUUUUAAUUGGCAGACAAGAUGGUACUAUUCAAGUUUAUAGUUUUCCACAUGACGAUGAAAUGAAUCCAUCUCUAAGGUACCAAUACAUGGCUGGAGAAAGUAUUAGUUCAAUCGGUGGAGGUGUUAUAGGCAUGAUUGGACACACAGAAAUAUUAGUAACGACAUAUUCUGGUAGAAUUUUCGGAUUAACAACAAGACCGCCAGGAUCUUUAGCAGCAGAUUCUAAUGAAGAAACGUUAAAUCGUUUGAAAGCUGAAAUUCAAGAACUUGAAGCUAAAUUGAUUGAAGAUAAAGAAUUUGAAAAUUAUACAAGUGAUAUUUUAUCUCCAUUAAUUUUGUCUGUAAAUUACAGAAUGAUACAAGACCGAGAAAGUGCGUCGUAUUUGUUGACAAUAGAACUUGACACGCCAAUAGACAAUGUUUUAAUUCAAUCUGAUACACCAGUUGAGUUGUUAAAUGAAAGUAAUAACGCAGUACUUAGUCUUUCUUCAUGCAAUCCUUACGAAGGAAAUUUCGUCCUUGCUACUUAUCGGUGUCAAGUAAAUACUAGUCAAUUGGAAACGAGAAUUAGAGCAAUUGAAGGUCAACCAGGAACACUUCAAAUUUAUGUUACGACUCAAAUUCAACCAAAGUGUUGUAGAAAAAUAAAAAUACCAAUUCACGCAUUAUCAUUGCAUGCGAGGUUGCAUGAAGGAGAAGGGGCUGAAUUAUCUGGCGAUCUUUAUAAUGAAUUAAGACUUGUAGGGAACUUCACCGUUGCCGAAAUCCAUGCAUGGCUUUCAUUUGCGCUUCCCGAUAUACCAGAGAGACCAACUUUGCAGGAUAAUGAAGUGAUAUUAAAUUAUGUCUCAUCAUUAACUGGAUCAAUUCUUAUAUGCAAAUAUAAAAAAGGGGUUGCGACUUUUUUAGCUGAAAAUAUAUCAACUAUUUUAAUUCUUCGUGAUUUAUUGACUAAAGAAGCAACAAAACGAAAAAUAAAACUCGAUGUUAUUUUUAAUAUCGAAGAUGGCACAAUAUCAAGAAUGUUGGAUUUAAUUCUACCAAAACUAAACUCAGCACAUGAUUAUAUAGAGAAACUAAAAAUAAUCGAUGCUUUACAAGAGUGGGAAUUAAAAAUUGAUCCUACAGAAAAUCUUAGCAAAUAUUACCAAGAAUUAUUGAAAGAAGAAGAUAACAUAAGAAGGGAGUUGUCUAAAAAUCCUACUAUUUUACAAAUAAUUCAAGGAGUAAUAACCGAUUUAUACGUUGAUUGGAAUCGCGCAAAAGGUUUCCAAAGAAUAACAAGUAAAGCUGCUAAUGAUAAACUUAAAGACGCUCUGAAGACACGCAGUCUGCCAGUUAUACUUCAAAUGUUUAUGGAAAAAGAUAAUAAUUAAGAUUUUUUAAACUUCCCGCUGAAAAUUUUUUCAGUUAGAAGUUAAAAAACUGUGCCGAGUAUCACACUGGACAUCAAAAUCGGUUAAUUAGUUCAAAAAAUAUCAAUGACAAAGAAGCUCGAAACAGCGGAAAAUUUUCGGACUGGCCCAAGGUCACCCGUUUUCCCGAUUUUUUAGAAAACUUUUUUUUAACAUGAAUUAAUUUUAUAAAAAAUCUCAAUUAAUAUCUAAAGGUUUUUUACAGGGAGCCUAUUAAAUUAUAAUAGAAUAAUAAAAAUAAUUAAAAU
Messenger RNA from Microplitis mediator, 2501 nucleotides. Its product is annotated as Bardet-Biedl syndrome 7 protein homolog. The record is from RefSeq and is a predicted model, not a curated record. Gene Ontology annotation, biological process: intracellular protein localization; intracellular transport; cilium assembly. Gene Ontology annotation, cellular component: ciliary basal body; neuron projection; BBSome. The coding region runs from base 82 to 2214 and encodes 710 amino acids. The transcript has 12 exons. Gene Ontology annotation, molecular function: protein binding. NCBI's taxonomy places the organism in Eukaryota, Metazoa, Arthropoda, Insecta, Hymenoptera, Braconidae.